This is a messenger RNA of Paecilomyces variotii, 1746 nucleotides long. RefSeq lists its product as hypothetical. The coding region runs from base 106 to 1530 and encodes 474 amino acids. The transcript has 6 exons. NCBI's taxonomy places the organism in Eukaryota, Fungi, Ascomycota, Eurotiomycetes, Eurotiales, Thermoascaceae. The record is from RefSeq and is a predicted model, not a curated record.
AACUUUCGAACGCGACUAGGAGCUACCACUUCCUCAUAUUGAGUUAUACAUAUUUAUUAUCUGUCCUACAGCGCCAAUGCAUGAAAGAAACUUACAUGUGGCACCAUGGGGUUACAUUCAAAACAACUGAUAUACAUGCUCUCACCCCCGCAUGGGAAGAUCACUCCUCAAGACCAUGGAGGCUACAUUGUGAUCAUGACUUGGAUUAUGAUGUCCCUCAUGAGCUUAACAGUUCUGGCUAGAUUACUGACGCGCAUUAUCCCUGUUACAAUAUAUGGAUGGGACGAUGUAGCAAUUGGUCUUGGGAUGGUUGUUGCCAUAAUUCAGUCCGUCGUUGUCCAUUGGGCAGUGAACAAUGGCAUGGGACGCCAUUAUAGUGCGUUAAACUCUCAUGAAUUCACACUGUACAGCAAGUACAAUUACGCCGCUCAAAUAUUAUUUACCAUAGCGCUCUGCUUCGCAAAACUUUCCGUUUUGCUUUUUAUCUCGAGACUCACCCCUUCAAUAGAAAUGAAGCGGGUAUCUCGUGUCGCAGCGGGAAUUGUGACAGCAUGGGGCAUGUCGUUCGCUACUGCACUCGCAUUGCAGUGUAAAGGACCCGCACAUUGGGAUUUCUCGCAGGAGGAGAACUGCGUGGAUAGAUCCAGUCUCUACUGUCUUUUCGGGACACUCGAUAUUAUCACAGAGGUCGCUAUCAUGAGUCUACCAGCGUUCAUUGUCUGGAACGUACAAAUUACGAGACGGCAGCGAUGGACGGUUAUAGGUGUAUUCUGUUCUCGUUUGUUUGUCUGCGUUUCUACGGCCUUUACGUUGAGUACUCUACGCCCUUAUCGUGAGGCUGGAGAUCAGACUUGGAAUGAGGUAACUCCUCAGAUAUGGAUACAAACUACACAGGCAUUAUCUCUAACGACAGCUUGCAUCCCUUGUCUUCGUCCUUUUCUCGCCUCGCUUGAGUCCGGCUUCAUUGACUCCACGAUGCGCUCCCACAUCAAUAAGACCUAUGGAAGCAGCUCUGGAAGCGCUGCUAAAGGUUCAGCUUCUGGUGGCAGCCGUAGUGAUGGCAGCAACCCCACAUCUGAAGAAGGAAUCGAGCUCAAAGCCAUUGGGCGAAGAACGGAGACGUCUAGAGUGGCAAUCCUAACGCCGGAUAACAAUCUCUUUACGUCUCGUAUGGCGUCGACGAGUAUUCAAACAGACGCAAGGAAAGCUAAGGCCGCAUUAUCUGGCCUUCAGAAACGAACAGAAUCAAAUUUCGACGACGGUCUCCCGUUCAGAGUUGGCGACAGAACAAUUAGGAAGAUUUCCAAUCAUCGGUACCAAAUUCCACCUCGACCACUUGGUAGUUCUGGUGGUGAAUCCACACGCCCCCUGAACGACUCUACGGAGAUGGUGCUUUUUACGGACGAUGAAUCGAGUACAGAAGCAGAUCAUCGAGGAAGGCAACCUUUUGAGUCUAAUAGGGGAAACAAUAUUAGGAGAGCCAGAGACAGUCUCGACUCAUACAGAGGGGGGAAACUAUCUUAUACUUGAGCAGAAAUAAGAUUCAUACAGCGUUCUUUGUUUAUCUCGUUUGAUGAUUCCCCAUGUGCUACGUCUCAAAUUCCCAUCUCGAGCGUCUGAAACUACUUUUUACUGUACAUAGCGCAUUACUGCUACAUACUGGUGCGGUCCAGCAUACGAAGGCGUGUUCAUGCAUGGUAUCCUAAGACUUUUAAUUCAAAGCGUAUAUAGAUGGACAUCCCGAAU